Molecule: messenger RNA, 2291 nt
Organism: Perca flavescens (yellow perch)
Lineage: Eukaryota; Metazoa; Chordata; Actinopteri; Perciformes; Percidae
Gene: tom1
Product: target of myb1 membrane trafficking protein
Exons: 15
Coding region: 374-1675 (433 amino acids)
Biological process (GO): signal transduction
Cellular component (GO): endosome; membrane
Molecular function (GO): clathrin binding; ubiquitin binding; phosphatidylinositol binding
Source: RefSeq, a predicted model, not a curated record
UGCCCCCGCAAAAACUGAAAAGGAAAACUGGAGCGGGCUUUCGUUUUGAAACAUUGAAAAUGUAACAUGCAACAUAUAGAGUAUAAAGUACAACCUUUAAUAUUCUCCUGAGUGCUCGGUUUGUUUAAGGGAAGUAUCAGAAGUAUUUCUGUUUCCGUUUGUGUACAUGAUGCUGGGCGCUCCGUCACACAACUAACCGGCACAUCUACUGACGCAACGAUAUUUUCAGCGAGUGUCCGAAAUCUCAUUUGUGUCAGGGAACGACCAGGAGACAGACUGGAGUAGUUAAACAGAGCUUUAUUUCAAUGAUCCAACUACAGAAAAUGCAACCGGCUCCAGCCUGGAAGCUGGAGCAGAAGACUGGGCCCUCAACAUGGAGAUCUGCGACAUGAUCAACAGCUCUGAGGAAGGACCCAGAGACGCAGUCAGAGCCUUAAAGAAAAGGAUUGUGGGGAACAAGAACUUCAAGGAGGUUAUGCUGGCGCUCACUGUGCUGGAGACGUGUGUGAAGAACUGCGGCUACAGGUUUCACGUCCUGGUGACGACGCGGGAUUUUGUAGAGGGGGUUCUGGUCCGGGCGAUAAUCCCGAGAAACAACCCUCCAUUAGUGCUGCACGACAGAGUGCUCAGCAUCGUACAGGCGUGGGCUGAUGCAUUCCGUAGCUCUCCCGACCUGACGGGCGUGGUGUCCGUGUACGAAGACCUGCGACGGAAGGGACUUGAGUUCCCCAUGACAGAGCUGGACGGUUACUCACCUGUCCAAGCCCCCCAAAAGACUUUGCCUGGGAACGGGCCUGCUGUCACUACUCUCCCUGCUGUGCUCCUCUCUUCCAAACCUCCGCUCAUCCCACCCCAGACUUCUGAGCUAAAACUGGCCCUAGAGGGAAACAAUGCCUUCACUCCCAGCCAGAUAAAAAAGCUGAAGACAGAGCUGGGUGUGGUGCGAACCAACCUGACUAUGAUGUCAGACAUGAUGAGUCAGCUGGAUCCCGUCACGGUAAAACAAGCCGACAUGGAGCUGCUGGAGCAGUUAUACACAGUGUGUAAGGAAAUGCAAGACAGGAUAGUGAAGAUCGUCCCCAGACUCAGUGAGGAGAGGCUGAUUGAAGAGUUGCUGGCAGCGAACGAUGAGAUGAACACCGCCUUCACGCGCUACCACAGGUUUGAAAGACGAAUACCAAAUGGUCAAAACUCCACAGAGAAGAAUCACACAUACGUCAACCUAGCAGACCUCGACUUGACACCAGAGUCCGUCAGCCAAUCAGGGAUCGCGUCAGUUACCAACGACAGCUCGUACAGCCUCUCAAAAGCUGACAGUUUGUCCAGUCAGAUGGCGAGACUUAGUACAAGUGAAUCCGACGACCCGUUGUCACAAAACUUCAACAUCUCAACUCAACAGAGACCAAGCGAGCAGAGUGACGGUGCAGUGGACGGCCUGGCUCAGGCUCAGCACAGCAGACUACACAACGCUGUAACGAUUCCUAUCAACCAGUCCACUGUAAUGGAUGAUAUUGAGAAAUGGCUGGAGUUGGAUGACGAGUAUGAUGACUUUGAGGAUUCAGACGGUGUGACCAGUGAAGAGUUUGACAGGUUUUUGGCAGAAAGAGCGAAAGCAGCCGAGCGUCUGCCAUCGGUGAGAGCUUCCCUGCAGGAUCCCAACCACUCCGAGUCUUAAGCUACACCUGGUACCUGCCAAACUAACAGCACUCCCCAAGUUCUGGCGCCAUCGGCUGACAAAUGUAGGGAUUUCUUUUAGACCAACGGAAGAUUGGCACAUUUGACGUGGGAAUUACAUCCCAUAUCUGGGGAAGGACGUCUUAGUUGUGUAUACUGCUCUUUACUGCGGAGACUUCUUCUUGAUUUUUUACUGAUAAUAAUGCUAGUCGAUGAAGGGCAGAGGUUUUUACUUGCCGUUGUUAUGAGGGUUUGUCCAUGUGUGGAAUGCAAACAUUUGCACAUUUUAUAUGGUUACAUUCCUGCUGUUAGAAAAAAAGAGAGAGAGGAUAUUGUUACAGGAAAACCACUUUUACAACAUAGGUUAUGUAUUAUAUUGCUGUGAUAUAAAUAUAUAUUGUAAGACAUGACGAUGGGUUACAAAAGAAACAUCCCCGUCAAAGAAGCAAACGCUGUUAACUUGUAUGUAAGAGAAGCUCGGCUGUAACAAAAUAGUUUGAUGCCUCACAUCUCUGAACGAUGGUUUUUCCAUCCAACAUUCCCGUGUGAAGAUGUUUGUUUAACAGGAAGUCAUGACAGACCGCUGUCAUCUAAUAAACUGAAACUAUUAACUGGAA